Messenger RNA from Racocetra persica, 157 nucleotides. Lineage: Eukaryota; Fungi; Glomeromycota; Glomeromycetes; Diversisporales; Gigasporaceae. The record is from the annotation of a GenBank genome assembly.
AUGCUGCCAGUACCACCCUCGCGUAGUCCACAGACAAUUGAAGAGGCCCAGAUCUUGUAUGAAAAUAUCAGAAAUGUAGCAUACGGUCUCGAUUCGAUCCCGUUGCUUCCUAUCCCAAUUGGUUUAGAUGCUAUAAUAGGACUUUUUCCGGUAGUAG